AGCUGAAACCCGGCGGCGGCGGAAACGCAGCCCGUCCGGGAAAGAUGGCGGCGCCCGUGGGGCUCUGGAGCAGCAGGAAUGAGUGAGAGCGAAUCCUGACGCUGAAGCACUGCUGGGAAGGAUUGCACUGAGAGGCCGCUGCGGUGACAAGAUGCUGUCCAGACCGAAGCCAGGGGAGUCCGAGGGGGAUCUCCUGCGCUUCCAGAGUCAGUUUCUUGCAGCUGGCAGAGCCCCGGCAGUACUCUUGGUCAAGAAAGGAAGUAGGAGAGGGGGCGAUGCUAGCCUGGACCAGCCCCCGCUGCAGGGUCCCCGGGAUGUGGUGCUGUUGGACGAUCUCCCAGAUUUACCCCCAGCUCUGGUCCCUGCUCCCCCAAAGAGAGCCCGGCCCAGCCCUGGCUGCCCCCCGCCAGAAGAUGAGGACCCCGAGGAGAGGCUUCACAAGCAGGAUGAGCACCUCACUGCCGUCCUGACAAAGAUCAUAGAACGAGACACACGUUCAGUGGCUGUGAAGCUGCCUGUGGCCAGUGGCACUGCCUUCCCCCCCAUCUUCCAUCGCUCACAGGGUCAGCAGGAAAGGCCAGCACUACCUGGUAAACGAAGCAUCUUUGCGCAAGAGAUUGCAGCGAGGCAGCUGUCUGCAGCCAGGGUUCUAGCCGCUGGGGAAGCUGGGCCUGCCUUGGACUCGCCGGAGGGUGCUGUGACUUGGGAAACCCCAGUCCCUGAAGACCAGGGCUGCCGGCUUCCAGGGAGCAGCUGCAACUUCCAGGGACCUCACGUGGUCACAGGGAAGGGGCUCCGGGGCCAGGAGGCUGAGCACGAAGCCCAGACCAUCCAUGAGGAGAACGUGGCGAGGCUGAGAGCCAUGGCUCCCGAGGAGAUCCUGCGGGAGCAGCAGCACUUGCUGGCUCAGCUAGAUCCCAGCUUGGUUGCCUUCUUGAGAUCUCGGAGCAGCCCCCAUGAACAAGCAGGAGAGAAGACCCCUGAGGAGCCCAAGGCAGGAGGACCUCCUGACGGCCUCAGGGAGGAGCCCCGCGUGCCUGCUGCUGCCGUGGAGCCCAGGAGGGAAGACGAGCUGACGCCAGGAGCCCCAGCUCCAGCACUGCCCAUCAGCCCUCACAGAGAGUGGCUGCACAUGGACACCGUGGAACUGGAAAAGCUCCACUGGACCCAGGACCUGCCCCCCCUCCGGCAGCAGCAAACGAAGGAGAGAAUGCAGGCCCGAUUCAGUCUUCAGGGAGAGUUACUGGCCCCCGAUGUGGACCUGCCCACCCACCUGGGUCUGCACCACCAUGGAGAGGAGGCAGAGAGAGCAGGGUACUCCCUGCAGGAGCUGUUCCACCUGACCCGAAGCCAGCUGUCCCAGCAGAGAGCACUGGCGCUGCAGGUGCUGGCCCAGGUCAUCAGCAGGGCCCAGGCUGGCGAGUUUGGGGGCCAGCUGGCGGGCAGUGUCCUGCGCCUCCUCCUGGACGCGGGCUUCCUCUUCCUGCUCCGCUUCUCACUGGAUGACCGAGUAGACGGGGUCAUUGCCGCUGCUGUCCGGGCCAUGCGGGCUCUGCUGGUGGCUCCUGGGGAUGAGGAACUCCUAGACAGCACCUUCUCCUGGUAUCACGGAGCGUCUGUGUUCCCUCUGAUGCCCAGCCAGGAAGACGAGGAGGAGGAGGAGGAAGAGCUCCCGGCAGAAAAAGCAAAAAGGAAGACCCCUGAGGAAAGGGGCCAGCCCCCAGUCGACCUAGCCCGCCAGGACGUCAUCAAGGGGCUCCUGGCCACCAACCUGCUGCCUCGGCUGCGCUAUGUGCUGGAAGUGACCUGCCCAGGACCGGCUGUGGUCCUUGACAUCCUGGCCGUGCUGAUCCGCCUGGCCCGCCAUUCCCUAGAGUCAGCCACCAAGGUCCUGGAGUGCCCGAGGCUGGUGGAGACAGUAGUCCAGGAGUUCCUGCCUACCAGCUGGGCCCCUGUCGGGGGUACACCUCUCCCCAGCCUAUGCAGAGUGCCCUGUGCUGCCGCCAUGAAGCUCGUCCGCGUCCUGGCCUUGGCUGGCAGAAAUAUCGCCACCCGGCUGCUGAGCAGCUUUGAUCUGCGGAGCCGCCUCUGCCGCUUCCUGGUCGAGACCCCCCAGGCGCUGGCCUUGCCCCCCGAGGAAGCUGAGGCGCUGAGCACUGAGGCCUUCCGCCUGUGGGCUGUGGCCGCAGCUUAUGGCCAGGGCGGUGACCUUUACAGGGAGUUAUACCCCGUGCUGGUGCAGGCUCUGCAAGUGGUGCCCCAGGAGCUCACCGCCCCGGCCCCCCGGCCCCUGGCCAUGCAGCGGAUCGCCUCGCUGCUCACACUCCUCACCCAGCUCCCCCUGGCAGCCAGCAGCGACUCUGCUGAGACCAGCCUGCCAGGCCACCUUUCCUCAAUCACGUGGACCCAGGUGUCUGGACUCCGGCCUCUUGUGGAGCCAUGUCUAAGACAGACCUUGAAGUUGCUGCCCAGACCUGAGGUGUGGAAUGCUCUGGGCCCAGUGCCCACUGCCUGCCUGCUCUUCCUAAGUGCCUACUACCAGGCCUGGAGCCAGCAACCAGGCUUGUGCCCAGGGGACUGGCUCCAGGACAUGGAGCACCUGUCGGAGGAGCUGCUGCUGCCCCUGCUGAGCCAGCCCGCUCUGGGCAGCCUGUGGGACUCCCUCAGGCCCUGCUCCCCUCUCUGCAACCCACAGUCCUGCGUGUCGGCGCCAGAAGCUCUCCCAAGCCUGGUGUCCCUGGGCUGUGCAGGAGGCCGCCCCCCAUGCAGCCUGGCGGGCUCAGCCUCACCCUUCCCGUUCCUCACGGCCCUCCUCUGCCUGUGCAACACUGUGUCUCAGGCUCACAAGGGCCUGAGUGGCCGGCUGGCUGCCGCUGCAUUGGCCCCCUCAGGACUCCAGAACUACUUCCUCCAGUGUGCUGCUCCUAGGACCGCCCCCUGCCUCACUCCAUCCUCAAUGUGGGCCCUGCGCCAGGAGUCCCACCUGCAGUAUCUGGCACUCUCCUUGGCUCAGAGGGCGGCAGCCCUCCAGCCAGUGCCGGCCCCCGAAGCUGCCCUCCACCAUGGUGUGGCCUUGGCCCUGCUGAGCCGGCUUCUGCCCGGAAGUGAGCACCUUGCCCACGAACUGCUGCUGAGCUGCGUGUUCCGGCCAGAGUUCUUCCCGGAACGUGCCUCAGGGGGUCCAGAGGCGGCCGACUUCUCAGACCGCCUCUGCCUCGGGAGCCACAGGGCCCCCAAGUGCGGACGAGGGGCUCUGCUGGCCCAGGCCUGCUGUGACCUGCCCAGCAUCCGCAGCUGCUACUUGACCCACUGCUCCCCGACCCGAGCCGGCCUGCUUGCCUCUCAGGCCUUGUACCGAGGGGAGCUCGGACGACGCCCAGCCCUGCUGCUGCCGGCGCCCACCGAGCCGCUGCUGCUCACCGACUGGCCCUUCCUGCCACUGAUCCAUCUCUACCACCAGGCCUCAGACACACCCUCGGGAUGCCCUGCAACUGACACCGUGGGCACAGCCAGGCGGGCCCUGCAGUGGGUACUACUGCUGGAGAAUUGGCGGCCCCGGGCCCUCUGGGCUGUGCCUCCUGCUGCCCGCCUGGCACGCCUCAUGUGUGUGCUCCUGGUGGACAGUGAGCUGUUCCGAGAGACCUCGAUCCAGCAGCUGGUGGCCACCCUCCUGGCCCAGCUCUGCCAGCCCCAAGUCCUGCCCAGCCUCAGGCUGGACUGCCCCCUCCCCGGCCUGGCCUCAUUCCCUGACCUCUAUGCCAGCUUUCUGGAGCAUUUCGAGGCUGUCUCUUUUGGAGACCACCUCUUCGGGGCCCUCGUCCUCCUCCCCCUGCAGCGGCGCUUCAGUGUGACCCUGCGCAUCGCCCUCUUUGGGGAGCACGUGGGGGCCUUGCGAGCUCUGGGCCUGCCUCUGACCCAGUUGCCUGUGGCCCUGGAGUGCUACACAGAUCCCCCUGAGGACAACCUGGCCCUCCUCCAGCUCUACUUCCGGGCCCUGGUGACUGGUGGGCUGUGUCCACGUUGGUGUCCUGUGCUCUAUGUUGUGGCCGUGGCUCAUGUCAACAGCUUCAUCUUCUCCCAGGACCCAAAGAGCUCAGGUGAGGUGAAGGCUGUCCGCAGGAGCAUGCUGCAGAAAACCUGGCUGCUGCCAGAUGAGGGUCUCCGGCAGCACAUCCUCUACUAUAAGCACCCCAAUUCAGCCCUCCCGGAGGGCUUUGAGCUGUACUCUCCGUUGCCCCCUCUACGCCAGCAGCACCUGCAGGGGCUUCUCUCAGGGGUGCUAGAAACCUAGUGUAGUUGCUGCUCGUGGAGUGAGACAUGGAGACACUCAUUCACCCCAACACCUCACCUAGCCCGACGAGGCCUCGCAGGGGCAGGGGCAGGGGACGGAGGGGCAGAAGGCUCGCCUCCCGAGGAGCACGAGGUUUGAGCAGCUUUGGGACAGAGUGAGCCCCACCAUGAUGUCCUGGUGUCGAGUUCAGGCUCCUCUCAGCGCUUGUUCUGGGUGUGAAGGAUGUGUCCUUGGGCACAGGACGGACUACACAACUUUCCCGAAUCAGGAUAAGCAUGUUACAGCUGUGCUUGGAAAUAAAGUUUAAAAUGCUUUUUA
Molecule: messenger RNA, 4609 nt
Organism: Echinops telfairi (small Madagascar hedgehog)
Lineage: Eukaryota; Metazoa; Chordata; Mammalia; Afrosoricida; Tenrecidae
Gene: RPAP1
Product: RNA polymerase II associated protein 1
Exons: 25
Coding region: 152-4291 (1379 amino acids)
Biological process (GO): transcription by RNA polymerase II
Cellular component (GO): nucleus
Source: RefSeq, a predicted model, not a curated record